Molecule: messenger RNA, 3618 nt
Organism: Pocillopora verrucosa
Lineage: Eukaryota; Metazoa; Cnidaria; Anthozoa; Scleractinia; Pocilloporidae
Source: RefSeq, a predicted model, not a curated record
AUGGACGGAACAGAUCCCAAGAUCCCGAAAAACGCUGAUUCAGGAUCCUGUCUUGAGGAUGAAUUAGAAAGUGAUAACAAUCAGUCGGCCAGACGCAGGACGUUUGAACAAUUUCAAGAAACGAUGGAUCAGUUCCAGCAAUGCAAAGUGGAAGCGGCCACAGAGUCUUUACAAGCUGGUCAUAAGCACUUCCUGAAUCUAACCCCAGAUAGUUUCGGAAACCCGACUGAUUACGAGAAGGAGCAGGUGGAUCGAGGUAGAAAGAUGUGUUUGAGUUAUUGCUCCGCUCCUCCUUUCUUUGGUGCUGUUUUGUUAAACCCUGAGCUGCCCACAGAUACGGAUGACCAGUUUUAUGCCAGAUUUACUAUUGUCUUUGGUGCUGUUGCACUCAAGCUGCAUGAAUAUAAAAUAGCUAUAGCCUUAUUUCAGCGAUGUGAUUCACUUUUUAUAUUUGAUACCACGCCAUGUCCUAAAAACAACGAGCAAGUUAUCAAUAUUUUAAGAGCAGUAGCCAAGGCUAAUGUAGGCUGUGUUUAUCUGAUUAUGAGAGCUAUGAACAAGGCUAAAGAUUAUUUAGAACGAGCGCUGGAGAUUUUUGAAACAUUUAAAAACAAAACUGACUCUCCAGAAAUAAACAUUGUUGCUGUACAAAUCAACUUAAGCUUAGCUUACCAGUGUCAGAAAAACUACCCUACUGCAGUGAAGUUGCAAGAGCGUCUUCUUCUGAAAGCCAAAGACCCCAUUAUUCCCCCACAUUUGGUAGCUGCCAUAUAUUACAAUAGAGCAGAGUUGUUCACAGAGCUCAAAGAACCUAUCAAAGCACUCAUGGAGCUGAGGAAAUUGGAUGCACUAUCUGUGGGGAUGAACAAUGAAGGAGGAAUAUUCUCAAAAUUCAUAUCUUCUAAAAUUUGUUUGGCGUAUCAAACGAUUGGAGAUGUGGCUCGUGCAGAGAAAAUAGCGGACCGCUUGGCUUUCCCUUCUCUUUCCCCUCAAUCGCUUUCACCACUACUAUCACCUUCCUCACAAUCGUUUUCGGCAGCAUCAGGGUCAGGGUUAGGGUCAUCAUCAUCAUCAUCAUCAUCAUUAUCGUCAUCGUCAUCGUCAUCGUCAUCGUCAUCGUCAUCGUCAUCGUCAUCUUCGUCAUCGACAUCGUCAUCUUCAUCGUUUGCUUCGUCACUGAUGUCUUCAUUUCCGUUUUUCUUUCCCGAUUUUGAAGGUGUCCUCGAAUGUAGUGGAAAAUUCCACUGGGACUUCUUAUUCGCAACAAUAUUGAAUUUAGUUGAUUAUCACUUAAACGAAAAAAACGUAGACUUUGCAUCUUUCCUUGACGUUUUUGUACCAAGUUGCCAAGAGACGCUUGGGAAAAACCACCCAACACAGGCAUCGUUUCUCUAUAGGCAAGGUGUUAGAUUCUUUCUAAUGAAAAAAAACUUGUCAUCAAAGCAUUUCUUUGAAGAAGCAUUGAGUAUUUUAACAAGUUUUGACUACGCUUCAGAUCACCCGGAUUUAGUGCAAUGUAACAUCGCUCUUGCCAAGCUUUUAUUGUGCGAGGACUUCCAAGAGGUUCCUCAGUUGAAGUCGCGCCCUGACCGAAGCUGGCGAGAAUUUCCUUGCAACGCGGCAGAUGGAGUUGUGAGCCCUGAUAUUCAAUCAUUUGGAGAAGACAACAACAAGUGGGACAGCAACGAAGAAUUUAACGAACCAGGUAAAAUUUCUAGUCAACAAAACCGUGAAGGCGAGCAUCACUACCGCCUUAAAAAUCCAUCUCAAAAGGAUAAAAACGGGAGAAUCAGCAUCUCACAGGAGAUACUGGAAACACCAAAUGAAGUCAGAGAUGGACAGAACGAUGUCCUUAAAGCUUCUUUUCAGGGAGGAGAUGUGGUUGCAGACAGCGGUGAAAACUGCGAUGUAUUUCCUACAAAUGGGGCUUGCGGCUUUGACAAGGAUUGGAAUACCCAAGCUGUUGCCCUUCCAAAAACACCAGGAGAUUCCCAUGAGAGUAAUUCGAAAGAAAAAAGAUCUCUUGGUUUGAAAGGUGGACGCCGAAGCGAUCUUCCGUCAGGCCACAGUUCACAAAGAGAUCCAAGUGAGGAUGACUUUGGAACAAAUCACAUCGGAUUAGAUCCCAUUUUUCUCGCACGUCAUUCUUGUGGGUGCAAUGCAUCUGAUGAGCGCUGGGAUUCUUGUGGCCCAUGUGAAGAUUUAGAAUUUCCUGCAGGUACACACUCCGAGUACAACAGAUCUGGAUGUAUGCCUGAAGUGUACCACCCUACUCCCCUAAGUUCAUUGAUACUUCCCGAAUGUCGUGAUUUUACAAAAUUUUAUGCAGGAGAUUAUUCUGCCUACGCCAGUACCACGGGAUCUCCUCCACAAAUAUACUCAAGUCGUGAUGGUUAUCAGCCGCAAAAGUCAUCCCUCAACUUAGUCCUGAUGCCCAAAACUGUUCCAGCGAAGACCAUAGGACUGCCUCAAUCUUCAAGCUUCGUCGAAGAUGGAUCUAAAGCAAAUCUCACGUUGACAGUCAGAGAGUUUCCCACUAGUAAUGCACGGGCAAGAACUCCGCCAAAUAUCUUCACAAAUGGACAUGUACUCGCCGAAAGGCCGAUGUUGUCAUCGCAGUUUGAAAGAGGAGAUGACGCUACGGGAUUUCUUCUGGACGGGGAAAGUGCAGAAGCUGGUCAGGGUCUGUUGAACAGUAAUUCAAACACAUUUGCUGACGAGUCGUUGGCCGUACUCGAGCAACGUGUGGCUGAAGCUUGCUGUCUUGUCGAGAAAACGUUGAAAGAAAGACAAGAAAGAGAGAAAUCGAUGAAGGAAACGGAGCGAAAAAGAAAAGAAGAGUGGGCAAGGAAACAACAACUUGCACGUGAAAGAAAAGAAAGGGAAGCGAGGGAAGCGAGGGAAGCGAGAGAAACGGAACUCAUGAAUAAAAGAGUAGAAGAGAACUCCACGAGCGGUGGACAAGAAACACCUUCGCAAGACUCGGCUCCUGCUGAGGUUCGACAAUGGCUGUGUGAACAUUAUCAGCGGCUCUGCCGUGUUAAGUUCUCGUGCUGCGGAAAGUUCUUUCCUUGUCAUCGUUGUCAUAACAACUCUGGGUGCCCAAAUGAUAAUUCCAAAGCAAGAGAGGCGUGCUCUGUUGAGUGCUCUGUUUGUAGCCAUCAACAAGAGAUCAACCAGGACGCCCACACCUGUGUCAGAUGCAAAACAAGGUUCUCAGCAUAUUUCUGCUCGGUGUGUAAACACUUCACAGGGGAGGAUAAAGCUCCUUAUCACUGCGAAAAAUGUGGUAUCUGCCGUAUCUACAAGGACCGCUCCUUCCACUGUGAUGUGUGUAACGUCUGUCUGGACAAACGGCUGGAAGGAAAACAUUCUUGCCGAGCAAAUUCAGGACACGAUGAGUGCUGCAUCUGUUUAGAGGACGCUUUCAGCGGUUGUCAGAUCCUGCCAUGCUCACACAAGGUUCACCGAGAGUGCGCUAUUGCUAUGAUACAGAACGGCGUUCGCAGCUGCCCAAUUUGUCGCCAUCCUUUGUACAGUCAGACAGGAAUGAGUGAAUAACAAACUCGACUCCAGUGCUCAGAAUUCCAAGAAAAGGCAAAUUGUUCCUAAUUGCGA